AUGAGGAAAAUAUUUGUACCACAACACUACUAUAGGGAACUGUACAAUCAAUUACAAAGGUUGAAUCAAGGAUCCUAUAAUGUUGAAGAAUAUCACCAAAAGAUGGAGAUAGCCAUGAUUCGAGCCAAUAUCAAGGAAGAUAGGGAAGCUACUAUGACAUGUUUUCUUUUAGGUUUGAACCGUGAUAUUGCUAACCUUGUUGAGCUGCAUCAUUAUAUAGAUUUGGAGGAUAUGGUACAUAUGGCAACCAAGAUUGAAAAACAAUUAAGAGUGAAAACCAAGGCUGUUUUGACCACAACAUCAUGGAAGUCGAACUGGAAAGGGAACAAGGGAGGGGAUGUAAAUACAAAUAAGGGUAGAUCUGAUCAAAGCAAAAAUAAAGAAAUCAUUACACCAAAAAUGCAACCUAAGGAUGACAAAUCCAAGGAUAAAUCACGUGAUAUACAAUGCUUUAAGUGUUUGGGAUAUAGACAUAGAGUUGCACAAUGUCCAAAUGCAAAGGUGAUGACCCUAUACAAUGGAGAGGUGGUGAGUGAAGAUGAGAGUGAGGAUGAUGAUGACUUGAGUGACAUGCCAUCAUUGGAGGAUGUUUCAGAAGAAGAGGGCAAUGAACCAGCCCCUAAAAGACUAAUUUUCACACUGGUUGUAAGACGUGCUCUAAACAUUUGCACUAAUGUUGUUAAUGCUGGUUUAGUUAAUAAAGUGGGGUUGAAAACAACUAAACAUCCUAGACCUUAUAGGCUACAAUGGUUGAAUAAUAGUGGGGAUAUUAAGGUCAUGAGGCAAGCAUUAAUCUCAUUCUCUAUUGGGCGUUAUCAUGAUGAGGUUUUAUAUGAUGUAAUACCUAUGUAUGCUAGUCACAUAUUAUUGGGACGCCCUUGGCAAUAUGAUAGGCAUGUUAUACAUGAUGGGUUUUCUAACCGAUAUUCAUUCAACAUGGAUGGUAGACCUGUCAACUUGUUACCUAUGGCACCUAAAGAAGAAUUUGAAGAUUUGUUUCCCGAAUCCAUGCAUGAUGGUUUGCUGCCAUUGAGAGGGAUAAAACGUCAAAUUGAAUUUAUUCCUAGAGCACAAAUUCCAAAUCAACUAGCUUAUAGGAGCAAUCCCGAAGAAACAAAGGAGUUACAACGUCAAGUGGAUGUGUUGUUGUCAAAAGGGUUAACUAAUGCUCUUAGUACGUUCAUGCGCUUGAUGAACCAUGUUUUGCCUGAAUUUAUUGGCAAAUUCGUUGUUGUCUAUUUUGAUGAUAUACUUGUUUACAACAAAUCACUUGAAGACUACAUUUUGCAUGUGAGGUCUAUUUUUAGUGUUUUGCGUGCACAAAAGUUGCAUGCUAAGGUUGCUAAAUGUACGUUUUGUGUGCCUAGGGUUUUAUUUUUAGGUUAUGUUGUUAGCGAGCAUGAUAUUGAGGUUGAUAAUGAAAAGGUUAAGGCUGUUGAAUCUUGGCCUACACCUAAAAAUGUUAGGGAUGUUCGUAGUUUCCAUGGCUUAGCUAGUUUUUAUAGGCAUUUUGUACGUGAUUUCUCUAGCAUAGUCGUCCCUUUGACAGAAGUUAUUAAAAGGAGUGUUGGUUUUAAGUGGGGUGAUGAACAAGAUAGGGCGUUUCAUAUGCUUAAAUCUAACUUAAUUUCUGCUCCAGUUCUUGCUUUGUUUAACUUUGAUAAAACCUUUGAGAUUGAAUGUGAUGCUUCGGGAGUAGGUAUUGGCAUACUUUAG
Mangifera indica (mango) is the source of this 1716-nucleotide messenger RNA. RefSeq lists its product as uncharacterized. Lineage: Eukaryota; Viridiplantae; Streptophyta; Magnoliopsida; Sapindales; Anacardiaceae. The record is from RefSeq and is a predicted model, not a curated record. The transcript has 4 exons. The coding region runs from base 1 to 1716 and encodes 571 amino acids.